AUGGAUCGACCAUGGGCAGAGAUAACCGAAGGAAACCCUAUCGCGGCAGGUCUCGACAGCUUCCGAAUAUCGUUCAGGUCGAGAUUCCAAACUACGGGCAUCUCAAGCACUUCUGCCGCCUUGAGACAACUCAACCAUCAGGAGCUACAGAAUCUUGCCAUCACCCUCUUGUCGAUGCUGUGUGUUCUUCCCGCGGCCCGCAUUUUUUAG
Ustilaginoidea virens is the source of this 210-nucleotide messenger RNA. RefSeq lists its product as uncharacterized. The transcript has 2 exons. NCBI's taxonomy places the organism in Eukaryota, Fungi, Ascomycota, Sordariomycetes, Hypocreales, Clavicipitaceae. The coding region runs from base 1 to 210 and encodes 69 amino acids. The record is from RefSeq and is a predicted model, not a curated record.